GCCCGAGACCUGUCGCUCCAUCUGGAGGUUCGGCGCCCGCCGCUCUGCCUGAGGGCCCGAGACCUGUCGCUCCGCCUGGGGGUCCGGCGCCCGCCGCUCCGCCUGAGGGCCCGAGACCUGCCGCUCCGCCCGGGGGCCCGGUGCCUGCUGCCCCGCCCGGGGGGCCCGGUGCCUGCUGCUCCGCCCGGGGGCCCGGUGCCUGCUUCUCCGCCCGGGGGCCCGGUGCCUGCUUCUCCGCCCGGGGGCCCGGUGCCUGCUGCUUGCUCCGCCCGGGGGGUCCGGCGCCCGCCGCUCCGCCUGAGGGCCCGAGACCUGUCGCUCCGCCUGGGGGUCCGGCGCCACCGCACGCCGCUCCGCCUGAGGGCCCGAGACCUGUCGCUCCGCCUGGGGGUCCGGCGCCCGCCGCUCCGCCUGAGGGCCCGAGACCUGUCGCUCCGCCUGGGGGUCCGGCGCCCGCUCGCUCCGCCUGAGGGCCCGAGACCU
Staurois parvus is the source of this 483-nucleotide messenger RNA. The record is from the annotation of a GenBank genome assembly. NCBI's taxonomy places the organism in Eukaryota, Metazoa, Chordata, Amphibia, Anura, Ranidae.